This is a messenger RNA of Anas platyrhynchos (mallard), 3305 nucleotides long. RefSeq names its product G-protein coupled receptor 183. Gene Ontology annotation, molecular function: oxysterol binding; G protein-coupled receptor activity. Lineage: Eukaryota; Metazoa; Chordata; Aves; Anseriformes; Anatidae. Gene Ontology annotation, cellular component: membrane. Gene Ontology annotation, biological process: G protein-coupled receptor signaling pathway; B cell activation involved in immune response. The record is from RefSeq and is a predicted model, not a curated record.
GCAUACAAACAAGGUUUUUUUUUAAGCACAUGAAAAAAAAAGAUCUACCCCUCCCACUAAAGAGACUCACGUAAUCAGUCUUGAAAACAAUGUGCAAGGGUAAACUUUCACAGUCAAGCCAUCCUGCUAAUGCCCUUAGCUGCUCAGAGGAUCUAAGAAGCCACGGAUAUGUCUACUGAGCUUCCUGCAAAAACAGCGGUUGCAGAAAUGGACACUUCCACCACUUCUCAGACCCACAAUUCUACCUGUGACUUAUACGAACACAAAGAUACAGCCAGGAUACUCCUGUCCGUCUUCUACAGCCUCAUCUUGAUUUUCGGAGUGCUUGGAAACACAAUCGCCCUCACGGUCAUUUUCAAAAACAGAAAGAAGAUCAAUUCUACUACUCUCUACUCAACAAACCUCGUCUUGUCAGACCUGCUGUUUUGUAUCGCCUUGCCCACGAGGAUAGCCUACUACGCCCUGGGUUUCCACUGGCCUUUUGGAGAAGCUUUAUGUCGAAUAACUGCUCUCUUGUUUUACAUCAACACUUACGCAGGUGUAAACUUCAUGACGUUUCUGAGCAUCGACAGGUUUUUUGCUGUCGUCCACCCCUUCCGAUACAAGAUCAGAAGGAUUAAAUAUGCCAAGGGUAUUUGUGUGUUUAUCUGGUUUCUUGUAUUCAGCCAGACUUUCCCGUUACUUAUACAAUCCAUGACACAUACAGAAAAUGGAAAGACUACAUGCAUGGAAUACCCAAACUUUGAAAAAAUAACCCAUCUACCAUUUAUACUUCUCGCUGCCUGUUUAGUAGGGUACCUUAUUCCCCUUGGAAUUAUACUCUUUUGUUACUCUCAAAUUAGCUGCAAGCUUUUUCAAACAGCCAAGGAAAAUCCACUGACUGAAAAAUCAGGGAUAAACAAAAAAGCCAUCAACACCAUCGUAUUUGUAAUUAUAGUGUUCGUCAUCUGCUUUACCCCUUACCACGUUGCAAUCAUACAGCACAUGAUUAAGAAGCUUCAGCACGAUCCCGACUGCAGUGAAAAGCAAAUUUUCCAGAAGUCGCUCCAUUAUACUGUGUUUCUGAUGAAUUUUAACUGCUGCCUAGACCCGUUCAUCUAUUUCUUUGCCUGCAAAGGAUACAAAAGAACUGUACUGAAAAUACUGAGGCGACAAGUGAGCGUAUCGAUUUCGAGCGCCGUCAGGUCCCACCACGAAGAAAGCUCACGAGAUGUGGGAGAAACACAAAUGAUGGUACUUGCAAAAUCCGCCAAUGGGAAGUUACCUGAAAAAUAAAGUCUGGAGUGCACUGUGGUGAAGCAGGCUUACAAACCCUGGGUUCACAUCAAAAUCUCUGUGUUCCCUGUACAGCAGCUUAAGGAAUACUCCGUUUCUCAGACCGUCAGGAAAUCAAGGAAUGGUGUUAGACUGAGAAAGAAUGACCAUAGGACAGCAGGAAAACUCGAAGCUACGAUUUCCUAGCUCCGUCCUUUUGACUGAUCUCAUUACUUUUUCCAGGAAACGCACACCAUUGUGAAUGUCCAAAUUCCACACUGCACAUACGUACUCCUGGAUGUUAUUAAAUCGAGCAAAGACUUGAGUCAGCUUAACUGUAUGUCUGAGAAAGGAUCAAGCCAAAAAUAGAUCAAACCGUUUAGAGUGACUACAACUAGCACGUCUGAAAAUUGCAAGGCUCCUAGCUGAGCUCCAAUUACAGCAAUGGUUUUGUUAUCUCCGCCACACAAGCAAAGGAAUCAAACUUCCAGAUAAAACAGACAACUUCUGUACAGUCUGACUAUCUCUAGUGCUUAGUUAAUAGUCCUUUGGAGGUAAAACUGUUAUUUUGUAGUACCUGGAGCAUGUAUGUCUUAAUGGAAAAUCCACAGAGAUACUAUUGUCAAAUAUAAUAGAUGAAAAAUUAAUGAACUCUUUGGUUCUUCCCAAUAUUAAAUAUCUCCCAUAUGUUAAAUCCCUCAUCUUUUCAAGGUGUAUUAUCUCUCAAACCCUUUUCCUGAAGGAAAGCUUUUCUUUCCGGUGUGUAUUACAGAGUUUCAAAGUUGUAUAUUAAUUAUUUAUAAGCACACAGAAAAUAAGUUGAUGUUAGAGACUAAAAUAUGAAAACUACAGUGGUUUGGUUAAAAGAACGUUGCUACAUGGUUCUUCAAAACUUCUGCUGAAGCCAGAUAUGGACACAAGACAACCUGUUAACCUGAGCUCAAUAAAUGGUAACAGCAGGAAGGGCUGGGAAAGGACGAGCUUUCCCACUAAGCCCUCACAGAGCACGUCCGGAAUCCAUUUGGGCACACUGAAAUGGUGCCAGAGGAAAGACCAAAUGAGUUAAACACGUCCUCCUGGAGUUGGCUGAAUACCAAGAUACAUCCAGGAUGCAGGUUUUGGGUUCCUGCUGUCGUGCCCUUCCGUAACGGGACAGUUUCCUUCCCUGCUUUAUUCCUGGCCCACACGUCUUUUCUUUUGUCUGCUGCCUUAUUAAUACACCAACACAACCUGGUAAUUGCGCCAUGUGAUGAAAAAGGAAAGCUAAAAAAUGCCCAAUAAUUACCGGUAAAAGCUAUGCCAGAUGUCAGAAUAAAUGAUAUUUAUUGCAGCUGUAUCUCUCCAGCAUUGAGAUUGGACUGGAAAGUCAUCAGAGCAUGUUACGAUUGUCAUCCCUGAAAUUCCUUCCUUAGGUGCUGACCUCCACCUACCUGCAAACAUGGAAGGGUCAAAUCUGAACAGCAGCAUGGAAACGUUAUUAGUAAUUACUUUAUAAUGGGAGAGAAAGUGCAAAAGACCCUGUAUUUCAGGCCACUUACACUGUCAAAAUUGAGUUUCUAGUUACAAAAGACACUAUGCAGCCACAGGAAAGUGGAGCAAGAAAAUUUGUUUUCAGCAGAAGUUCUGCUUAAUUCUGUAUGCUCUAGCAGCUCUGUUCUUGUCGGCUUUUUUAAUGAACUAUUGGAAAAUAUUAUUUAAGAAUUUGUUGCUAUAGGAGCAAAUAAAUGAUAACCUGAUAAAACCACAGGAAGACCGCUCAUGGUUGCCUAGAAGUUGUAGAAAUAAAAUAUGUGUACUAUUAACAUCACACCAUUACAAACUCUUUUCAGUCUAUUAAUGUUUUGUCUUUUGUUGUUUGUUUUUUUUUGUUUUGUUUUUUUUUUUUUUUUUUUACUUUUGGUCUGCAUUUCAUCUGUGAUUAUAAAACUUUAAAGGCAAGAAGUUAUUUUUUUAAUAUUUGUACGUAAAAUGUAACUCAAAUAUGUAUCACAGCACCCCAUAAUGCAAGUAUUUAUUCACUUUUACAUGGAAAUGAAGGUCUCUGCUGAAAA